AUGAAAGCAGCCAGGCUAGUCAGGUAUAAAACCCCCUACGACAUUCAGGAGGUCGACCUCCCGACGCUGCAAGAAAAUGACCUCCUCGUCCAAGUCGGGGCGGCAGGAUACUGUCAUACCGACUAUCAAGUCUACGUAGGGGUUUACGGCUCGCAGUGUCCAUUGACGCCCUCUCACGAGCCGGUGGGCACGGUGGUUCAAGUCGGCUCGGCUGUCCAGCACUUCAAGCGCGGGGAUCGGGUUGGGGUCUUGCUGUUCCGCCAUGCCUGUGGCUCUUGUCUCGCCUGCCGCACCACCCUAGCGGAACAGGGUCGCGUCGACCCCCGGUUCUGUGAGACGAUCUCCAUGGCAGGCAUCAAGGACGAUGGCGCCAUGGCCGAGUACAUCGUGGCCGAUGCCGAGAACACAGUCAAACUCCCUGAUUCGGUGGCCUUCGAGCAAGGGGCACCUCUGAUGUGCGCCGGGACAACCGUUUGGGGCGGCAUCGAGAAGGCUCAGCUACGGCCGAAUUCCAGGGUCGGAGUGAUUGGGAUCGGAGGGCUGGGCUCCCUCGCGGUCCAGUUCCUCAAGGCUCUUGGCCAUCAGGUAGUCGCCGUUGACAACCGACAAGAGGGGCUAGAUUUGGCGACCGAGCCGAGCCAGAAGGCCGAUCUGGUCGUGGAUUCCCGGUCCGACACGGCGGUCGACGAGAUUGUGCACUGGGCAGGUCACGGCGGCCUUGCCGCGGUCAUUGUGUGUACCGAUAACGUUUCGGUCAACGGGUGGAGCUUGAAGCUCCUAGCGGCGCACGGCAAAUGUAUUGUUCUUGGUCUGCCUGUGGAUCCGCUGCAGUUCAAUGCAUUCGACCUCGUCUUCAAGGAGAUCGCCAUCAUCGGCAGUCUGGUCGCGACCAUCGAGCAGGCGCGCGAUAUGAUGGUCGUGGUGGAUCGAUUCCACAUCAGAUCCCAUGUGCGCACGCUGCGCCUGGAGGACGCUCCAAACCUGCCAUCCUUGUACAUGGAUCCUCAUCUUAAGGGUCGCCUGGUGGUCAAGUUCUGA
This is a messenger RNA of Aspergillus aculeatinus CBS 121060, 1038 nucleotides long. RefSeq names its product alcohol dehydrogenase GroES-like domain-containing protein. NCBI's taxonomy places the organism in Eukaryota, Fungi, Ascomycota, Eurotiomycetes, Eurotiales, Aspergillaceae. The transcript is spliced from 3 exons. The coding region runs from base 1 to 1038 and encodes 345 amino acids. Gene Ontology annotation, molecular function: oxidoreductase activity. The record is from RefSeq and is a predicted model, not a curated record.